AUGGCGCGACUCUCUCAAGGCGGCAGCCUACAGAAGCCGACCAAAAUCGUCGGUCCACGACGGCCGCGCGGGCCGAUCAUGCAAAUCGUUGGACGCUUGAGACAGGAAGGCCUGUGGAAUAUACGUUGGUACGAGGCUGACGGCCAAUUCGAACGGCUGGAGCUGCACAAGACGAAGAUCAACGGAACGACGCUGCUCGUGAAGAGCGGUACCGAGCAUCAUGAAGAGGACGAGGCGGCAAGCCAACAUGUUAGCCAAGAUGAGCCUCACCAAUCUCCCGAACAACUUCCCCAUCAACAGCCAGCCUUGUCUGUGCCUCCAAAGUCUCAUGAAGACAGCUUGCGUGGAGAAAGCACUACAAAUGAGCAAGACCUGAGAAAGAAGACACCACAAAAGGAUCUGAAUGUGCCUGGGGACACACCUGAAUUAGCACAGCGGUUCCUAACGAGCGUAGAGGAAGUACGUACCGAUUCCUCCCCAUUGUCAAGACAGACUCUCGAGAACCAGGCGCCAGAGGAGGUGGACCAGCAGGAGGAAGAAGAGUACGUCGAUACAGAGGCAUCACAGGGGCAGAAACGAGCCGAGGUGGCGACACGGGACUCUCGUCCGCCCUUGUCGGAAGAGCAGAUCCAAGAGAUUGAGUGCAAUAUCGCUGCAGACAAGGCUGAGAGGGAGAGGCGGGAGCAAGCUGCUGCUGCUGCACGAGCGGCGAGAGAUGGUCAUGGUGUUGGGCCCGAGGAGUUGUGGGAGGAUGAUGUGGAGGAGGGGGAGGUGUUGGAUGAAGACUGA
Messenger RNA from Zasmidium cellare ATCC 36951, 789 nucleotides. RefSeq lists its product as uncharacterized. The record is from RefSeq and is a predicted model, not a curated record. Bases 1 to 789 code for a protein of 262 amino acids. The transcript has a single exon. Lineage: Eukaryota; Fungi; Ascomycota; Dothideomycetes; Mycosphaerellales; Mycosphaerellaceae.